UUUUUGGAGUCUCAGAUCUAUUUUCUAAUCGCAAUGGCUAAGUUUGUUGUAAGUAUCAAUGUACAAUGUUAAUUUGUUCGAAAUUGUAUUACCUAUAAGUUUCCACAUACCUACAUCAUUUUUAUAAGAUAUAAUUAAAUUUAAUACUAGGUCAAAAUUAAAUACUUAUGUGUUUUGGUAGUUAAUAAUAAAUUAAAUGAAUACUAUUAAUACCCACCUGUUGUAUAUAGACAUAUUAUCGUAUUCAAAAUCACUGGUAUAAUGCAUUAUUUUAGAAUUUUAAUAUGAUUUAUAAUAUUAUUAAUUAUAUCUUAAUGUAUUAAGAAGAUAUUACCCAUACUGUCUCAGUCUAAGUAAUGAACAACAUAAUAUCUAAAUUACAUUAUUUAAAGUAUAAACUGUGGUACUUCAGCUAUAAUUGGUCUAAACAUAAAUAACAAUAUUUUCGACAGCUGUACAUACAUUUUUUUCUAAAAAAUUGUCUUAUGAAAAUGUUAUAGUUUUGUUAGUUUUCUUUUUUCUUUUUUGAAUAUUUGUAAAUUUUUGUAUGCCGAUUUUUAAGAAAAAAACGAUGUUCAGCCCUUGGAAAUAUUCCCUUCUUUAAAAUUUGUUAUUUGUGUUAAAACUUUAAUUAAAAUUCUAAUUAAUGUAAUUUUACGAACUUUGACAGUAAAUGAGGGUUAGUACUAAGGUUAGUAAUACCUAGUGUACUCUUAAGUUUGUUAGAUAAAUUAAAAACUAAAAUUCCUUAUUAUCUACCCAAGUAGUUUUUAGUUAAUAUACUAGACCCCUAAAAUAUUCAUCUAUAAUAUAAUUAUACGUUUUUAAUAUUAGGUAGAUAAGAUUAAUGUGAUCACAAAUAAUGAGUUAUUAAAAAUACCAAUACUUGCAUUAAAAGAUAAUUAUGUUUUUUUUCUUUGUAAUUGUAUAUAUUUAAUAAAAAUCUUAUAAUUAAUAGUAAAAAAAUUUUUCUAGGUUGAAUUUUCUCCUCCAGAAAAAAUCAAAUUUGAGCCAAAUGAUGUUAUUGAGUCAGUUAUCAAUUAUCGUAUGGUAUUAGCACCAUUUCAAAAACAAACUCAAAUAGAAUUCAAUAAUGUCAAAUUAAGGGAAAUUUCUGUUAGGUUUUUAACAUUUAUCAAUCCUCUGGAUAAAUUGAAACAGGUUAUUCAAUAGAAAUACAUAUUUAUAUAAUUUGGCAUAGUUUUAGUUUAGUUCCCACACAAUUUUUUGGGUUUUUUUUUUCAAAAUGUGUGUUUUUGCGUGUUCAUUAAAAAUUAAAAAAAAAAAUUGAAUGAACUUGUUUGGAAGCUAUGAGGGAAAUCUUCAUGAAGUUCGGAUUUUUCAUUUCAUGUAUUUCUUAGUUAAAAUUUAACAUUUUCAAAUUUUUUUUUUUUUCAAAAUUUGUAUUUUUCAAUACUUAAUUGGUGUAUUCAAAACUUACCUAUCAUACUAACUUUUUUAAAGUUUUUGAACAUUAUCCUUAAAAAAUAGCAUUUUUUGAGUAAAUCCAAAAUGUGGUCAAAAAAAGUUAAUUUUUUUAAUUAUUAUUAUUAUUUCUAGUUAUUGAUAUUUUGAUAAGUUUUUUUUUUUUUGGAGUUAGAAUGAGUCUAUCUGGUUUAGUUAUAAUUAUAAAUGUUCAAAUGCGCAGUGUUUCGCUGCUCUCACUCGGAUAAUUUUAAUUUUAAUGUACACAAAAAACACCCCAGAAAAUUGUAUGGGAGCUAAACUAGAAUUGUUCCUACAAUUUAAUUAUAUUAUGAUAAUUUAAAAUAUAUAAUUUUUAGUUGGUUUUAACCCCUCCUGGUGAUGGCUUUUGUUUUGGCGUUUACAAAUUUACCGUGGAACCUUAUUCACAAUAUGAACUCGCAAUUACAUGGCAGCCAUCUGAAUAUGGGAAUGUACGUAAAUUAAUUAAAAUAGAACAAGUGGAUAGUAAUAGAAAGUAUGAUUUUGUUGUUUUGGGAAAUUGCAAUAGUCCUUUCUAUAAACAAUUUAAGGUAAAUAUAAUUUUAAAUUAAUUCAUCUACUUAUUAAUUAGUUUUUUAGAUUCUGACCAGUGUAAGGAAUAUUAGUUUUACAAUAAUAUUUAUAAUUUUUUUUUUUAUCUGAAAAACUUUUCUACCAGCAAUUUCGCUUUGAUUUACAAUGAUAACACUUUUUCUGAAAGGAAAUUUGACUAAGAUCAUACUUCUAGAUAGGUCAUUUUUUUGUUUUUCUCUACUAUAUUCAUAAUAAAUGAAGAAAAUAUGAACAAUAUUAGACAAAUAUUAUUAAAGACAAUAUAUAAUGCAAAUACAAUUAUUUUACCAAAAUAUGACAUAUAUAUUAUUGAUAAAGUAACACUAUUAACUGAAUUCUGCUCAGAAUCGUUUUUCAUUAGAAUUGGUUAAUCAUUGCGUCCAGCUAUACAUUAAAUUUCCUCUUUACCUUCCCAAUUUCUCACCUACAGCAGUGAUCCACAUGCAAAGUAUGUCCGUUUUUUUUUUGAUAUUUUUAUAAUAAUAUUGAUUUUGAAAUAUAUUUAUUAUAAAAUAUACCUAUUCAAAUUCUCAAAUAUCAAUUAAAAAAAAUAUUAAUGACAUGAAAAAUUAAAUAAUUUACUUUUCCUUGGUUAUAUUCAAUUUAUAUUGUGUUAUUUAAUAGGUUUUUAAAACCCAAUCUUGUAAAACUGUAGUACUUAUGCAUUUUUUAUACUUGAUAAUAAUUGUCUAAUACUAUUAAUUUUGUUUUUCUUUUCGCCUUGGCUAUUAUAAAUAUACCUAGUAUUAACAAAUUACUUUUUUUCAGGAUGAUAGCUUUACACAUUCAAAAUCAAAAAACACAUAUUUGGUUAAUAAACAAUUUAUUUACGAUAAACAAAAUAUAUCACCAAUUAAAAAAAAAGUUAUUGAUUGCAAGACAGAAAGAAUUAUUUCAGUUGAAAAUCCUGAAAAAAUACCAGAAACCUCUAGUACAGAUACUUUGCAAUCCAUUAGAAGAGAAACCUUUAUUGUCAGAGAAAAAGAAAAUGUUCCAUUAACUAAAAAAAAUAUAUUAGGGCGAGAUACUAUCCUCACUAGUCCUGAACGCAGUAUUAAACGUCCAUAUCAAACAUGCCAAGAUCAUGUUUUUAAUAAUCAUUUCAGCUUCAAAAGUCUAAACAAAAGUUCCAGUCCAAUAAGUGACGAUUCACUAGAAAAACCAUUAGUAAAAUUAAAUGUUAACAAACCUCAACUUGAUGACUUCUGCUUAACACCAUUAAAAAGUACUGAAAACUUGGUUUCUCAUAUUGGUACUAUACAGAAAUCAAAUAGUUUUUACGAUCAGCUGAAUAUUGAUAUUACUGACGAAUCAUUUGCUUCAUCAUCAUUUAAAAUAGAAGAUUCCUUGGUCACAGAUGUAGCGUAUAUAACAAAAAACAGAACAUCACCCGAAGUUUUUAUGAAUUUUUGCAGUAAUUGUAUAGAAACACCUGAGAAUGGAUUUAGUAAUGCCAGUACGAAUCUUGUGUUUGAUACUAUCAAUUAAGAAUCAUUUGUUCCAUGAGCUUCAUCUAAAAAUAAUAAUUAGCAAUCUAAUUUCCUACAAAGACUAAAUUAACAGUGUUUAAAGCUGAUGAUUAUCGUACAAAUAAAUUUAUUAUAAUAGAUGCAAUACAAAUGAUUUUGUAUUGAAAGUUUCUUGCUCAAAAUUAAUACUUCUAAUUUUUUGUUUAAAUAAUAAUUCAUUUUUUUAUUUAUUUAUUUGAAUUAUUUAUAUAUGUGUGUGUGUAUUAUAUUGACUAUUCUUAUAUAUUACAGCAGUUACUUUGAGUGGUACAAAAUCAAGAAGACCAUCAUGUACCAUUAAAAACUCCUAUUACAAAUGUAGUUCAACAUUACCAACUAUAUCUCAGAAUAAAUUAAAACAAUGCAGCAGUAAGUAAAUUGUAUACAUUAUGUUAUGGUUCAAUGAUUAUGGGUGUGUGAUUGCUUAAAUCCAAUUUAUAAAAUGAUAUAUUUAUGUUAUAGCCUAUCCUUUAUUGAUAAUAUGUUUUUGCAUAUUUUUAAAAUAAAAAACUUAUUGAACUUAAUUUCAUAUUCUGUUUAAGAUUUAAGUCCACAGACAACACGCAUUAUUAAUGCUCCAAAACUUGAUAAAUAUGAUGAAUAUCUUAAGAGCUUGACAAAUCCAGAUUUAUUGUAUCACAAUAAUGCUAAAGAUCCAUUUUUAAAUAUGUAAGUAAAAAUUAUUUAAUAUAUUGUGAAAGUAUCCCAAUGAUAAAAAAAAAAUCAAAUAAUAAGUAGCUAAAGCAAAACAAAAUAAUAGAAUCAAUUUAUUCCUUGCUGCUCUCAGAAUCUAAAAUUAUGGUAAAUUAAUUUAGAAAAAGUUAAAACAUACAUAAAUGGUUUUAGAACUAAACAAUUUAGUUUUUAGUACUUACACUAAAAAGUUUUCUAACAGUCAAUAUAUAAUCAUUAGGUUGAAUUUAGGUAAAAAAUACAUUUUCUGUUCUGUACAUGAACUGUUUUAUAUAAUUCAGUUAGAACUAUUAUCAUAAUGAGUUGUUUAUUUUAAGUAUAUUUAUUUUCAAUUAUUAAACUCAUUAAUUUACAUACAGGUCUCAGUACUAUGAAACAGAAUGGCUGAACCGCCAAGAAUCUGACAUGAUUCGUUGGUUAAAUGCAUUACUCACACCAACAGACAAACUGGUCGAUGAAGAACAAUCAGGUGACUUGGAGCAAGCAGCCAUGGCUUGGGUAGAAGUAUCAAAAACUAGUCAUAAAAAUAAACCUAUGCAAUUGGCUACCCAAAAAGAUCUGUUUGCAGCACAAAUUUAUAGACAGUCACCACAACAGUGGAGCGCAUUGCGCAAAGCCACGACAAAUCUUAUAUUAUCUACAAAUGUAUCAUCUGUUCUAUCAAAAUUGACUGUAUCAAUUGAAAAAGAUCUUAUAUCUGUACGAGAUGAUCGCCAAAUACAUUUAGACUUGAGUAAGAAUAUUAAUUUUAGUUAAAAUUUGUGUAAUCAAGCAUAACAUAAUUUCCUUUUUAGGUUUAAAACGAAAAAUUAUUGAUCUGUUUAAAUGUUACAAUUCAUUAUGGUUUCGAAUUGGGUUGGAAGCUAUAUAUGGUCAAAUUGUACAUUUGAAAUCUGGAAAUCUGAAAUCUAAUGAUUUAGAUGGUGUUGGCUGGUUUGUUCGGAAAAAUCUGUUUAGUAAUGAUUAUGUGAAAAAAAAGUUCAUCAAGACUACUGUACUACAAGUGAACUUACCUUCCUAUAAUGUAAGAAUUUAGAAUUCAUAUCGGUUUAAAAAUAAAAACAUAGCUACCAAAUUAUUCUUUGGUAGGUAUAAUUACUAUUAAUUAACUUAAAAUGUUUCAAUAAAACUAUACAAUUUUGAAUUUAAUCCAAUGCUUUUAUAAAGCUCUAAUUAUAAUUGAGAGUUGAAGAAUUCCUUUACACUUAAAAAUAUAUCCAUCAAUCUGAUAACGGUAUUAUUUUUUUCACUAUUUCUUACCAUUCUGAGUAUUAGUAAGUAUAGAUAUUAGCCGAUAUUGUAUAUCAUCGAAUAUUGAUGAUAUUAGAAUAUUGGAUAUCAAGUUAUUUACAAAAGCGAUAUUUGAUCCAAUGUUUUCUUAUAAUAAAAUAUCUUCUCAAUAUUUGGAAAAGUGUUAACCUUAUCAAAUUAUUUUUUUGUUUUAAUAUAUAAAGAAAUAAUUAAUUCUAAAAUUUUCUCACAAAGUCAUUAUUUUUGGAAUGAAAUGAUUACCUCCUUUAACUUAAAAUAGGUACCUAUAUUAAAAAUUCCAUAUAGAUGGAAUAUGAGUUUAAAUAUAUUUUGAUGACAUUUUUAAUUUCUGUCAAACCAUUGAUGAGAUAUCCCACUUUUAAAUUUGGGUAAGGAGUAGUGGAGUAUCAUUUGUGUGGUGGCCUGAUGUACAGCGUUUUAAAUUUUUAAUAGAGUUCUACUAUUUUCCCCCUACCCAAACUUAAGUAAACUUAAAAGUAUAAUCUUGUCAAUGGGUUAAUGGAAAUCAAAAAUGUCAAUGUUAAAAUAUAUUUAAUUUAUACUCUGUAUAUUAAUGGCAUUUUUAAUAUAGGUUGCUAUUUAAAAUGUAUAAGUAGGUUUAUCCCCGAUAAUAAGGAUUACAAUAAAUAAUGUAACAUUUUAGAGCCACUUGUUUCUUAAAUUGUGAAAAAAAUUAAUAAAUUCUAAAAUGUCACAAUGAUUAUUCAAUCUUUAACCUAAAAACCAUCCUUGUUAAAAUUACAGUUGUCUUAAAUUAUAUUACUUUAUAAAAAGUGUGUUUUGGGUUAUGUUCAGUUUUAACUUAAAUGUCUGAUUCGUUUAAGAAAAAGUAAUAUUUAAAAAUUAAAAAUAUUAUUUAUUUUACAUCAUGUUAUUUAGUUAAAAAAAAUUUUUUUUAUAUAGAUAGCAAUGAAAAAGUUUAUUUUGAAAAAAAUAUUGAUGCUCAUAUUUUUCUUAGACCGUGCUAAAGAACAACAAUUAAUUAGACACAAUCCAUGCUUGUUUCAAACUAAUUCACCAUAUAAAGUAAGUAAUUUUCAUAAUCAAUAAAAUCAGUUGCAUUAAAAAUUAAUAUAUAUUUGAUAUAAUAUAUGUUUACUAGGAUGGACCAAAACAAACUUUUAAUUUGAUUUCUUCACUCGAUUAGUAUGUUUCUGGGGAUAUUUCUAGAUGAUAUUAAAGGGUUGUGAAUUUCCCUUUUAUGAAAAAGGUGAUGUUGCUUUGGUCUUAAUUUUUUUAAAGCAUAAAUAAUAAUUUUAUCAACAAGUUGUUUUCAUAAAAAAUAAUGAGUAUGAUUAGAUUUUUCACAUACCUAUAUUUUUUUUAUUUGUGAAAAAUCACUAUUGCCAAAUUCUCAGGCAUUAAAAACUUGAAUAAUUCUAUAUUGAAAAUAGUUUUCUUCAAAUAAAACGAAUAAAUAAUAUGAUUAGUUGCCCUGAAAUACUUUAAAACAUACAUUUAAAAUCAAUUCAAAAAAUUGUCAGGAAAAUAACUUGUUUUACAUAAAAAAAAAAAUGUAGCACAUCUUACAAGUCAAAUUCACCAUAGAAUAUUCUAAUAUCUGCUGGUAAUUAUGUGGAAAAUAAUUGAUUUUUUUUAUACAUCUUUAACCUUUCAGCAGGUGUGUGUCAUACUUAUACAACACAGAUAUUUUUUAAAUAUAUUUAUUAUAAUAAAGAAUUUUUAAUAUAAAUACUGUUUGGAAACAUUUUGCUAGUUUUUAUACAUACUUAUUUAAUUGUACCUAAUAUAAAAUAUAAUUAUUAAUAAAAACAACAUGGUUUUCUUCUAAUUUUAUAUUAAGUAGUCUAUUCUGAUUAUCUGUCUUUAUAUUUCUGACAAAUUAUUUGAAUAAGAAAACAUAUUAUUUCACAACCAGGCACGUUAUGUAUUCCGUGUAAUCGGACAAAGUUGACUAAGAUAUACAUUGAUAAUAAAUUGAAAUACAUAUUAUCAAAGAUAACUAUCAUUAAGUAUUAACAACAUAUACAGCAUUGUAAAAUAGAAAAAACCCCAAUAUAAACCUGGGCCACGUUAGAAAAGUUAAGACAAUAAGAUUUUAAUUAUACAAAAUGCGCUUACACACCUGCUGAAAGUUAACAAAGUUUUCAGUUCAAGCUUUAAGAACUAUUAAAAUAUAAUAAAGCAAUAAGAGUAAAUUAAUGUUUUGAUAAGAGAAAUAUAAUAAGUUAUGAAAGUUUGUUAUUUUUUUUUUUUUUAUUUUAUUUAUUUUUUUUUUACUUUUUUGAAUUUAUGUAAAUUAUUAUUAUAUUAAAAUAUUUAAAAACUAAAAAAAAACAUCACUUUUUUCAUAAAAAGGUUACUCUCGCAACCCCUAAAUAUCUUCUAAAAAUUUCAAUUUUAUAUAUCCCCAGAAACAACACACUAGUUAAGUAAAACAAUCUCUAGAAAAAAAGUUUGGUCUACUAGUGUACACCAAACAAAUUCUUUAUAGGUCAUUUUUUUUUUUUUGAAAUUACUCAUUUUGACCCUGAUUCUGAAAAUUUAUGAAUUUUUGUUUUGUGUAAACCUAAAUUUAAAAAAUGCUGAAAAUUAUGAUGCAAUCAACAUUUUUUGGAAACUAUUAUUUUAGAAAUUUUAGUAAUUUUAAGACUGCAUGAUUUAUGAAAAUCAGUGAAGAUGGAAUUCCAUUGACCUAAAUUUACAACCUGAUACUUCUGCAAGUACGGUAUUUUUCUAAAUGUAAAUAUAAAUUUCAUUGUGUGGGAUCAGGACUUCAGACUCCUACAUUUGCUUCAUUUAUAAUAUAGGAUACCUAACAAUAACUUUAUCUUUAAUAAUGGUUUUCACAAAAAAAAAAUCCAAUAUUUUGAGAAUCAGCAUUCUAAAACAUGUCAAUUAAAAAUUUUUUAAAAGAGGUGAUCUGGUAAAGUGAACUUAUAUCUAUAUUGUCGCUUUCAUGCAAAAAGUGACUAAAUGAUUUAAACAUUUUACACUUAUUUUUAAAGUUGGCUUUAAUUCUUAUUUUAACUAAGAAUUAUAUAUUAAGUGGUUUCUUAAAUAUUUUUGAUAUCAUUUGGAGACAUUUUGUAUAUAUAUAUAUAUAGGAUGAAAUAAAACAUUCAAACAAGUUUUUUUCUAAGCCCGGUCAUUUUUUGCAUGACUGCGGCUGUAUGAUAUACUAAUAUAUAUGAUUGCAGAGUAGCUAUGACUUGUUGAUGGCAUUUUGUGCAGAUACAGUAACUGCACAUGGAGACAUAGUUCGUCGUUUGCGUAGUAUUGGUUAUAAUUUGACUCACAAACAAACACAUUUAGAUGAAGUAAAUUAUGCUGUUAAGUCAUUAAACGACUUAAGAGAUGGUACUAGAAUUACUAGAGUUGUAGAAAUUUUAUUUAAAGGCAAUCCGCUGUCGCAGAAACUUAGACUCCCAGCUAUAUCAAAGUUACAAAAAAUUCAUAAUGUCAAUUUGGCAUUCACUCGGAUAGCUCAACACAUAUCCAUUGAAGGAAACAUAACCACCCGAGAUGUUGUGAAUGGUCACAGAGAAAAAAUAUUAUCAUUGUUCUGGCAAAUAAUUUACAAGUUUUUAACUCCUCGGUAUAACACUGCUGCUACUAAAAUCCAAAACUGGUGGAGAAAUAGUAGCCUUAAACUCGUUAUAUUAAAAAGGAUUCGGGCAAAACAGAUUGCCAAGCGUCACUUGGCUGCCACUAAAAUACAGGCUUUUAUUCGUGGCCAUUUAAUCAGAAAACAAUGGCCAGUUAAACAAGAAGAAUUGAUUAAAAAUCGUAAGAUAUUGCACUUGGCCUCCACUAAGAUCAAACAUUACCUAAAAGAUAAAUUAAAACAUUUGACAAAUGAAAGAAAACAAUUUAUAAUUUUAAGGAGAUCAGUUGUAUUUGUUCAAAGAAAAUUUAGAACCAAAUUAGCAAUGUUAAAAGAACGGCAGAAGUAUUUAAAAGCCAAACAGUCGGCAGUUAUAAUUCAAAAAAUAUUUCGUGGUUUUCUACUUAGGAAAAACUGGUCUCGAAUCAGGAAUGAUUUAUCUGCUGAAAAAACUAAUCUAAUUUUUGCAAUAGGUAUUAUUAAACGUGCACUGAGAAGAAAUUUGCCGCCUACAAGAGAUCAUCUUGAAUUUUUGAAAUUGAAACAUACCGUGUUAUAUAUCCAGAGGCAGUAUAUGGCCAACAGAUUAAUGAAAUUGCAUCGAAAAUAUUUUAUCACAUUAAAGAAAACAACUAUAACCAUUCAACAAAGAUUUAGAUCUAAAAUUGCACAAAGACAUUAUUUUAAAAUAAAACAAUCAAUUUUGAUAAUCCAAAAAGUGUUUCGUGGUUUUUUAGUUCGGAAACAUUGGAUAGAGAUUCAAAGCCAUUUGAUUUUAGAAAAGAAAAAAAAAAUCAAUGCCAUAAACAUAGUGAAACGAACAUUAAGGAGAAAUUUGCCACCUACAAAAGAUCGUCUUAAAUUUGUAAAGCUGAAACAAAUUAUCAAAUAUAUUGAGAGUCUGUACAUUGCAAAUAAAUCUAUGAAUUAUCAAAUGAAACAAUAUGCUACUCUAAAAAAAUCAACUUUAAUCAUUCAACAAAAAUUUAGGGCCAAAAUCAUUAUGAAAAUUGAACGAGGUAAUUAUUUAAAAAUUAAACAAUCAGUUUUAUUGCUUCAAAAAGUAUUUCGAGGAUUUAUAGUGAGGAAGUAUUGGUUACAUACUCAAAACCGUUUGAUUUUGGAAAAGAAAAAAAGGAUAAACGCUAUAAAUAUAAUAAAACGAGCAUUAAGAAGAAACUUGCCAGAAACUCUUGAUAGAACAAACUUUGUGCGAUUGAUGAAAGCCGUAUUGUUUGUUCAACAAGUAUGGAAAGCUAAUUUUAAGAUGAAAAAACAAAGAGAGUGCUAUUUGAAAUCAAGGUAUACUAUUAUAUUCAUUCAGAGAAAAUUUAGAGCCAAAAUUGCCAUGAGAACGAAUCGUCAGAAUUAUUUAAAAAUUAAGCAGUCAGUCAUAAUGAUUCAAAAAAUUUAUUGUGGUUUUGAUGUAAGAAAAAACUGGUUAAUGGUCAAAAAUAACUUAACAGUGACUAAAGCGAGACGAGUCCAUUCGGCUAAUGUAAUUAAACACAUUUUACGUAAAAAUUUACCAGCUACUCUAGAUCGAUUAUACUAUGAGAAAUUAAGGUAUUCAGUACAAGUAGUUCAGAGAAGAUUCAGGGCUAAUAUCACAAUGAGAAAGCAACUAGAAGAAUACCAAAAGUUAAAGAACAGUGUCAUUGUCAUACAACAAAAAUUCCGAGCACAACAAAUCAUGAAGAUUGAACGAGAACGGUAUGUGAUUUUCAAAACUAGUAUAAUCAGGCUGCAAAGCUCAGUCAGGGGUUACUUGGCAAGGAAACAAUGGCCUAUUCUCCACAAACAAUUGUGUGAUAAUCAAAAGCGUUUAGCUAAGUAUGCUAAUUUGAUCAAGAAAACUUUACGAAAGUGUCUUUUGCCAACAGAAGAGCGUAACCGUUUUUUAGAAUUAAGGAGAUCGGUUGUAGUGAUUCAACAAAGGUUUCGGGCAAAUGCCUCUGCUAGACGGCAACGUACAAUUUUUAUCCGUACCAAAGUCGCAGUAAUCGUGUUACAAGCAUACACCAGAGGGUAUUUGGUACGUCGGCAAUGGUCUGAAAUAAAGGAUGAAUUACAAGCCCAUCAAAAUCAGUUAGUAGCGGCUAGUAAUACUAUAAAGAGAUUCCUGCGGCGGUGCUUACCAAAUAGAACUGAACGUUCAAAUUUCUUGAGAUUAAGACAAAUUGCAAUUUUAGUACAAACUCAGUACAGGACAAUAGUUUCAGCAAGAAUUUUAAGAACCAAAUACUUACAGAUGGUACAAAGUGAGAUUACCUUACGAAGACAAAAUAAGGAACUUUGUGUUGUCCAGGCUACAGUUAUAUUGCAAGCACACAUCAGAGGAUACUUGGCCCGUAGACAAUGGCCUCUAAUUAAAUACCGUCUGAAAAAUGAACAAAAACUCACAACUACUCUGCUUGUAAGUACCCUAUUUUUGUUUAUUAUAUUAUUAGGUAUGUUUUGUAUUCUAUUCAUCAAUUUUAUUUGCAUUUAGGAUAAGAACAAUGCUGUUUGCAUAAUACAAAGAGUCUUUAGAAGAUAUUUAAUUCGGAAAAAACAUUUUAGUCUUAAUAACCAACUGCAACUAAAGAAACAAUUACAUGCUGCUACUUUGAUACAAGUACAUUUAUUAAAACUCAUGUGUAUGAUAUAAUUUUAGAUUAAAAAUUGUAUUUAUAUGUGUAGGCUCAUUGGAGAGGUUAUUGUGUGCGGAAAAGAUAUCAAUGUCGACAAGAAACUGUAAAGAUACCCACAAAAAAAACAUUGACUUUGGGCAGACGACACAAUGACGUAGUAAAUGUAAUAAACAAACAAGAGAGAAAUGCAUAUUAUGUAUACAUAGAACUGUCUAAAGUAUUUUGGAACUUGGGUUAGUAUGAAAAAAAAAACUGAAUACCUAUCCGAAUCUAACUAGUUGUGGCACAUUAAUUAUAAACAAAUUUUUUUUAUAUAUUUCAGACACAUGUACAUCAUUGUCUAAAGAAUUGUGUAUCAAAACAAUUGAAGGUACUAUAAUAGACUAUAUUUUCCGUUUUCUUCAGUAUUCCAACCAAUCACAACCAAGUAUAGAGGCCCGUGAACCAGCUAUCCGAGUGCUAACCAAUCUGUUAAGGUACCAUGAAACAUCACAACUAAUAUGGACAGUAAGUUAUAUUUCUUCAAUUAUUGUGUGUAAGUGAGGUGUGUUAUAAAUAAUUUCAGAAAAACUAUUUUCCAUGAAUUUAUUACAGAAAACUGUUAACACUAACAUAGUGAAAGAACUGAUCAAAAUGAUGAAAACUUCAUGUGGUAAAUUUGGUGCUACUUACAAAUUGUACUGUUCGAUUGCCACUUGGAUCUGGAUAGCCUUACAGGAUCCCCAAAAGAAACAAGUAAUUCUACUUUUUUAGUUUAUGCAUAUCUACAGUAUAGUCAUUGAUUUAUGUUCAAAAUAGCUAUUGUAUCUAAAAGCAUUGUACCCCAAAGAUAGACUAAAAACUCAUAAUUAAUUUGUGUAUUUGUACCUUAACAGUGAGUUAAAAUAAAAAAUUAUCCGAUAUAUUUGAUAAUAAAACAUUCGAUAAACAAUAUUAAAAUCUAUUGUACUAAUUGUUUAUAAGAUAACUAAUUAAAAUUUUACAAUCGUAAUAUUCAAUUUUGGAAUAUUGUAAUUUCUAUCUUAUUUAUUAUCUUAAAUCAUUAUUUGAUCAGUAAUAAUAUAUGGUAUAAACGCAUUUAAAACGUAGAUCAAGUGUUAUUUAUGUAUCAUAUUUUACUUGAGUUUUUGGGUGACAUUUAGCCAUUUAGGUUAUAUCUUGUGUAUAUUUUGUGUUUAUUAUCUAUGUAUAUUAUAAUCUUUAUAUACAUAUUUUUUUGCUUUAUUUCAGUAUAUUAUUAGCAUUCCUAAUGCUGUCAUAGAAUUCAAGUUUAUGAUGAACACACUAAAAAGAAAGUAUAAAACUCAUAAAUUAGACAAGAAAGUCAUGGUGUUACCAUCUUUGCGACCUACAUGGUUCAUCGGCUCCAAGUGUCAAAAAGGCUUUGAAUCUGAUUUCUAUGCUACAGUUCAGAUCUGCCAAAUGUUAAACAUAACAAAAAAAUAAUUAUUAUGUUUUAAUCUUUUAUUAUUAUUACAUUUGAUACUUUUUUUUAUUUUACAGAUAUUAUUUUUAAUGUUAUUUUUUACUUAUCACUUGUUAAAUUCACUAUUAUAGUAAUAAUACGUACGAGCUCAUUUAUAGUUUUUAUAGAAAUUUUUAUACUGUGAUUUAUUAAUAAUAUUUAACGACAUUGAUGUAAAGAAAAUACAAAGUUAUAUUGAAUCGUUAGCCGAUGAAUGUUUUUGUUUUUAAACGUAUUAAACAUUGACAACAAUGAAUUAGGAAUUACUAUUAUAAUAUUAUGCAAUAAAAUAAUUCUUUAAAAACAACAAAAAUAUAUUUACAUAAACUCUAACAUAUAACACAUAAUAUAUAUACAAGGUGAUUCUAUUGUCGUUAAACACUCGUUAUUUUACGAAGUAAUUACUUGGUUCAAAAAAAAUUUGUUUGACAAUUUAAGAAACAAGCAGUUCUAAAAUGUUAUACUAUUUUUUUUCACCCUUAUUUUUGGAGAUAAAUUUUGAUUUUCAAAUGGUAAGUAAGCUACAUUAAAAAUUCCAUAAAUUGAUAGAGCAACAGUUUAAAUACAUUGUGAUUUCUGUCAACCCAUUCAUGAGAUAUUCCAAAUUUAAGUUUAAAUGGGGGGAAGGGAGGGUAUCAUUUGUAUGGUAGCACAGUGUGCAGAAUUUGAAUAGUACUCCAUUACAUUCCCCUACUUAGAAGUAGAAUAUUUCAUAAAUCAAAAAUGUCAACACCAAAAUUUAUUUAACUAAUACUCUAUCAAUUUAUGACACUAAGUAAUCUAGGUUACCAUUUUAAAAUCUAAAGUAGGUUUCUUCCCCAAAAAUAAAUAUAACAAAAAAUAAUGGCAAUUUAUCAUUUUAGAUCUGCUUGUUUCUUAAAUUAUCAAACAAUUUUGUUUAGUAUUAAGUUAGUACUAAACUUACUUAGUUCAUAUUUUGAGAAAUAAUGAAUGUUCAAUGAUAAAAAAAAAUAAUCAAUCUGUGUAUAUAUAAAAAAAAUUAUUUGUAGUGAUAUAUAUCACUGACUACCAACAAAAUUCUAACAAUGGGGUUAUAUUAAAAUUAAAUUUCAAUAAAGAUCUUUUUCGAGUAUUAAUAGGAGAAGGAAAUUUAUUUUGGAAUAAAAUAUAAAAAUUUAAACAAGAUGUUUAAAAACUUUCUUCAUAACCCAGUGUCAUAGUCCAUAAUAAAGAGGAACUGUUGGUAAUUGUGACAAAUGGGUCCCCAUUAAAUGUAUUACUGCUACUGAUAAGUCCUCCCAUUUCCAUAAUUUUUCCAUCUG
This is a messenger RNA of Cinara cedri, 14441 nucleotides long. NCBI's taxonomy places the organism in Eukaryota, Metazoa, Arthropoda, Insecta, Hemiptera, Aphididae. The record is from the annotation of a GenBank genome assembly.